GUCCCCCCACCUCCACUCUCCUCCCUCGAACCUGUUCCCAAUAGCCGAACUGACCCUCAUUUCUCACCCAGUGUGGUCUUAGAUCUGCUUAACUGACCUUCAAUGCUCCUGAGCUCUGGUAGGAUUUUGAGGGGCAGAGCCGGGAGGGAAGAGAGCAGAGUGUUGGGGCUUCAGGGAGCUUGGGUCCAGGGCGAUUUCUGGUGAGAGUGGCUUCCGCUCUUCGCUUGUCUAGAAACUUUCCCUUAUUUCCCUUUUCUUUGUUCCCCACUGAUCUGGGGGAAAGCUGGGAGUCAGCCCCGUAGCCUUCCUGCCUGGCUAGGACCGCCGGGUGACAGCAUGGAGUACACGGCGUCGCCCAAGCCACAGCUCUCGUCGCGGGCCAACGCUUUCUCCAUCGCGGCGCUCAUGUCCAGCGGAGGCGGCUCCAAGGAGAAGGAGCCUUCCGAAAACACCAUCAAACCCUUGGAACAAUUCGUGGAGAAGACUUCCUGCGCCCAGCCCCUCGGCGACCUCCCAGGGCUCGACUCCCACGGCGACUUUGGAGGCAGCCUCGGAGGCGGAGGCGGCGGGAGCGGCGGCAGCCCUUCCUCUCUGUGCACGGAGCCCCUCAUCCCCACCACCCCCGUCGUGCCCAGCGAGGAAAUGGCCAAGAUCGCCUGCAGCCUGGAGACCAAGGAGCUCUGGGAUAAAUUCCACGAGCUGGGCACCGAGAUGAUCAUCACCAAGUCGGGCAGGCGAAUGUUUCCUACCAUUCGGGUGUCGUUUUCCGGGGUGGACCCUGAAGCCAAGUACAUUGUUCUGAUGGAUAUCGUUCCUGUGGACAACAAGAGAUACAGAUACGCCUACCACCGCUCGUCCUGGCUGGUGGCUGGCAAGGCCGACCCUCCCCUUCCCGCAAGGUUGUAUGUGCACCCAGAUUCUCCUUUCACUGGAGAGCAGCUGCUGAAACAGAUGGUGUCUUUUGAAAAAGUGAAACUCACAAAUAAUGAACUGGAUCAACACGGCCAUAUUAUUCUGAACUCUAUGCACAAAUACCAGCCCAGAGUCCACAUCAUCAAGAAGAAGGACCACACUGCUUCCCUGCUCAAUCUGAAGUCUGAAGAAUUCAGGACAUUUAUCUUCCCUGAGACCGUCUUCACAGCUGUCACUGCCUACCAGAAUCAGCUGAUAACCAAGCUGAAAAUUGACAGCAAUCCAUUCGCCAAAGGUUUCCGAGACUCCUCCAGGCUCACUGAUAUUGAAAGGGAAAGUGUUGAGAGUCUGAUUCAGAAACAUUCCUAUGCCCGUUCACCUAUCCGUACCUACGGGGGAGAAGAGGAUGUCCUGGGAGAUGAGAACCAGACAGCACAAAGUCGAGGGUCCGCUUUUACUGCAUCUGACAAUUUGUCACUCAGUUCCUGGGUAUCCUCUUCUUCUAGUUUCCCUGGAUUCCAGCACCCCCAGUCUCUGACCGCCCUGGGAACCAGUACUGCCUCCAUUGCCACAUCCAUUCCUCACCCCAUCCAGGGAUCUCUGCCCCCAUACAGCCGCCUAGGGAUGCCUCUUGCCCCGUCUGCCAUCGCUACCUCCAUGCCAGGGAGUGGGCCCACGUUCCCUUCCUUCCACAUGCCCAGAUACCACCACUACUUUCAACAGGGGCCUUAUGCUGCCAUCCAGGGACUGCGCCAUUCCUCUACAGUGAUGACGCCAUUUGUAUGACUGGCCCAAGCAGAGGGCAACCUGGUUGUAGAAUAGGCAGACUUGGUAUGAAGAUGGAGGGUGGGGAUGUGGUGUUGGCUGGGACACUCUCCAUGAGGCAUGGAACCAUUCAAGAGGAGAGAUGGACCCAUAAUCACAUCAACUGCUACCAUAACGUACUCACUACGGGCCAGCAGUCAUCUGUAGAAGGGCUAAUUUUUGACUUAGCAGAAUGCCCAUCUGAAACAUUCAGAGAAAGUUUAGUGCAUCAUGCAUCAGCAGUGCGUAAGAUGCUCUGUGGAUGCAGUCAUGGACAAAUCCAACGUGGAUAGGAUUUCUUUCCAUUUUUUCACAGGUUCAAAGAAUUUCACAAGAGGCAAUACCAUAGGUUAUAGUCAUAUAACACCAUCUCUCCCUGUAAAUAACAGGAGUCAAUACUGAAAUAUUUGUAAUGUGGUAGCUUGAGCAUGUUUAGUUUACCUUAGCAUUAGUUUGCUGAGAAAGCAACCCCCAAAAGAACGGUGUCUUUUUGUUCAAGACUAGGUGGUAGUUACUUCCCAGCACCCUUCUGUAAUACUGGUAGGCCAGAGCCAUCCAAACCUAGCUCCCAUUCAUCUCGACAUUCGUCCCUCCUCACCUCACCUCCUCCCUCCGUCCCGGCAAUUCCUCCCCUUCUCUCUCAACCUCUUGUAUUUUGUGUGCGUAGGAAAAUGCUUCUCUACAUCUUUUUCAAGUAAGAGACUGUAGACAUCGCACUCUGAAACUGAAGGUUUAUUUUCAGAAAUGGUGUUCUUUAAAAAAGAAAAAGAUAUCCUGCAUAUAGUUUCAUCAGUGAGCACUUUAAAACACAGUCUCAGGCAGUAUCUGAGGGUUUGCUUCACUUGUCAUUGUAGGCUUUGAACCUUAUCUGGAAGGAUAGCCCUGCCACCAAUGCCCAAGUUUGAAGGUCAGACUGGGCAACAUUCUCAUCUCCUGAAGGUCAGCUCCUGUACCAGGCAGAUGUUACCCACUGCCAAGGUCAGCUAGCGCCUAUUAAUGAUUGACAUGCACCUUUGGGUGAGAUGUCUGAGUGCCAAAUUUAGUCAUGGCUUAACUCAUAUCUGGAACUCACUGUAGGUUGCUAAAUAUUUUGGUGAUCUCUUCAUUUGAUUGUGCGAUGCUUGAGGUUCAUUUUGUUUGAGGUUCAUAUUUCUCCCCCGUCCCUUCAUCCUCCCCUACCUUGAAGAAUAGAGGAGAACACAACAGAUGAUCAUUUGUUGGUCAAGGCAUACUCAUCUGGAAGAGUUUUAUCCAAAUAAUCAUACAAGUAACUGGCAAACCAAAGAAUUCAGUAUCCAUCCUUGCUACCUGCGCCUUCGUAUAGGGGCCUGAGCUGUGAUUUCAUUGGUAUAGGGAAUUCCCUUAUUAGGAGUAAAGAAACCUAUACCUUAAGUGACUUGUCCAGGGUCAUCCUUGCCUGGCUGGUUCUUCUUCUACAACUUGACACUGUCUUGCAUCCAUUCUUGUGGUGUUUUUAUAAUAGUAUUGCAGCAGGUUAACCAAUCUACUAUUCCUCAGUAACUUGUAGCAGAACAUCCAUGACUUAAUGAUACUGCCUUUGUGGAUGUCUUGGGCUCCAGGUAUAGGACAAAACAUGCCAAUUAAUGUCUGCAUUUAUGGCGACACACAAAAAUCUUCUACUGCUGCUGUUAUUGUUUUUUGGGGGGUGGAUGCGAUAUGCGAUGUUAUCCUGCUGCAUUCUUGCAUGCAAAGGAAUUAUGUAAUCUAUGUGACAUAAAUGUCACCUCCAAUGUGGUAGCUGAUAAUAGAGGCAUAUUUCUGGGGUGGUGCAAGAAAUUCAUUGUUUAGGUGCCCACAGUUUCAUCAGCUUGGUGCUCUCCAAAUAUGAAUGCCUCCCUGGAUCUCCCCUAGCUUAUAAGAAUAGGUGAUAAACUCAUAGAUUUAGUAUCAAAGGAACUUUAGAGGUUACAGACCAGCUCCCCCAUUCUGCAGAUGAGAUCUAGAGACCUGCAGUGAUUUGUCCAACAUGCCAUAGCUAGAGUGUUUUUGAGGCAAGGUCUGAACCCAAGUUUUCCAUACUUAAAGACCAGCUCUGCAUCCCCGAUGCCAUGCUGCAUAAACUGUCUGCGUGAUAAUAAGACCAUGUUGGAAUUUUGUACAUGAAUUUCUCUGAUGUGUUACAAAGAUUGGUUAUUGAGAAAUAUCUAUUGUUCAAACAAACCAUCUGAGAAGCCUCUGUCUGUCCUCAUUAAGUCCCUGGGCAAUUUUAAUUACUUUCAAACAAGACACACUUUACAAAGCAUCAACUCAUUUGAAAGCAUUUUGGGUUAGCAUAUAUAGUAAAUCUCCAGCAAGUAUGGAUGAAUGUGUUAAUAUGUCAUGGCUCUGUCUGUUGCCGAUAUCUCUUUUAAUGUUGUUUGAAAUAGCAAUGGGCCCAAGUAAGAUUCCACUUUCACUAAUAUUCUCCUAGGUUGUUAGGCUCCUGCAUUGAUUGUACUGAAUGCCCAUAUCUAAACCUUCUUUUCAGAGAGACUGCCAGGAUUAUCUCAGUCCUAAUUUGGUGCUUCCCAGAUCAACAUAUCAUUGAUAGGUUUUUAUGUUUUUGUUAAAUGCCCCUUUCACAGAAAUUGUUUCUAACUUCAUGUCUUCAAUUUUUGAUCAUGAAAUCAUUAGUUUAGUUCAAAAGCCAAUAGGUCAGAAACCAACAUACCCCUCUUCUGCCUGUUCUUUGGUAAACAUGAGGUUUUACACCAGUCUUUUAAAAAGUUUUUAGUACUACUUAAGCUGGAGGAAGGGAAACAUGAGAUUGGGAUCCCAGUCAGUCCAUACCCAUCCUUUCCUGUAAAAUUGGCUCUUAGAUGGAAACCCUUCUCCUGUAGGAGGUCCAAAUGGUUUUCUCAACAUGCCGGGAAUUUACAACCUGAAACUUCCAUGGCAUGUUGGCAUAGAAAGUAUUGUCAGAGCUACUCAUUACUUUGAAAUAAUAAGAGGAAUGUCAGUGUGAAUCUGUAAAAAAGUCUAAAUUCUAGAUAUUUUUAUUUUUUAAAUGCAGUUCUUUUAAAAUACAGAACUUUGCACUUAGUGGGCACUUAAUAUAUACUCAUUAAAUUGCUGAAUUGAAAUAUGCAUGUUAAUACCAAUGAGUAGCUAAUUUGUGUCCAAUAAUAGCUCAUAUUUAUUUAGCACUCUUCUCACAAGGGUCAGAGGUAGUGCAAAUAUCACCACAUCCCCUUUUCAGAAGAGGGCAAGUGACUAAUGACUUGUUCAGGGUCAUGCAGCUAAUAGUAAAAAUAGCUCACAUUUAUUUAGUUUAUAAGAUUUACAGAGAAUUGUCAUAUACACCAUCUCAUUGGUGCUUCACAUCCCUGUGAGAGAGGUACUAGAGAGUGAUAUUACUAUCACCAUUGUACUGAUGAGGAAACUGAGGCUCAGAAGUGUUGCCCAAGGUCAUGCUAGAUGUGGGACUCAAACGAAGUCUUCUAACCUCAAGGACAAUGCUCUACUCAUCUCACUCCCCAUCCCCUACAGUGGUACACAAUAAAAGAUUUGUGAGAUACACUCUAAUGAUCAGAUAAAAACCAGGUGUAAUUAACACAUUUUAAAAAUUUGCCCGAUAAUUCUAAAAAUACUUGCCUAUAAUAUCUUCUUUCAAAUAGUUUUCAAGACUCCAUAUCAUAUUAUUUAUCCUAUUCAUUUGCUUGUCAAACUUUCCCCCCAUAGUUAGUCCAAUGGAAAACUUCAGACAAAUUCUAAAUUAGAGAGAUACAAACUAAUGACCUUUAUAGCUUUAUUUCUGAGACUGCUAAGGCCAUUUUGAUAUUAGUUUUUGUUUAGAGGUAAGAGAGAGGGAGAAGGGAAGAUAAAUGAGGCAGACAGAGGAAGAGAGAGAAAGAGAGAGAGAGAGAGAGAGAGAGAGAGAGAGAGAGAGAGAGAGAGAAAGAGAAAGAGAGAGAGAACUCAGUCAGUGAGUUCAGGUUGACAGCUCCCAAACAUUGUUAUUUGGAAAUUUCCCAGCUCUCACCCUGACAUGGCCAGUUUAUUGGACUCUGAACAGGGAGACGAAAGAGACAGGGUUGGAUAUAUGGGUAGCCUGCCAGUCUCCCUAGUAGGAGGUCAUUGUAUUGGAAGUUUAAAAAAUAUCCGUGGGAUAAAUUAUUGUGGUAUCUAAGUGACUAUGUAAAGGGUUGUACCAUGGGAGUUGCAAGGCCUUUUGGGGAGGUCUCAGUAGCUUCCUUCUCAACCCUGCCUACAUGUGGUCCAGAAGCCAGAGAAAUCAGAGUUUCUUUUUGGAGGUCAAAUAUAGCCAUUUCAUUUGCUUAGCCAUUUGGAGAAAUGUCCUAGGCAUCAGGCUAUUUAACUCACAGGCUUAGCCCAUGGCAUCAUUUCAGAUAUUACCAUCAUGUUCAAGUGGAAUUACCUGAAGAAAAUCAACCACAAAUAGAUGCAAGGAUUUUGUGUGUACUUGAAUAGGGUACAAAAAACAAAGCCCAAGAAAACUGAAGAAGCAAAGAAAAUCCUUUAGCAAUAUGGUAGACAUAGAAAUUUUUAGGGAGUCAUCAGAACAAGUCCUUCCUGCUAUCCCACGUUACUUAGAAAAUAGGUCUAUGUUUUUCUUCAGCAUGCUCAAAGUCUAAAACUUCCUAUAUAUUUACUUGGUGGGCAGGUAAACCAUGAUGGUCUUUGUGUCUUUCUGCUCCACCCCUCCCCUCCCUGCCAUCCAAUACCCCUUCCUUUGAAAGAUGUUGCUGUUAUCUAAAAAGAUGGUUGCCAAGUCAACACACAUUUUUUUUGUGACGUAACUUUGAAUUCUAUCUAGUAUCUGGACAAGAAAUACAUUUGGUUGUAUUUCACCUCUGGCACACUUGAAUAAUAAAGUAGCUUUCUUCUGAGUCUCAGAAAUCUAAAGGAAGAUUUAUUUUCACAGAAAGGUAAAAACUGGAUGCUGUCCAUUCAAGAGAAUGUAUACCCCCCCUUCUGCUGUUUGCUGUGUUCAUUUGUCAUUUAACUAAUUGUGUGAGAACAGUCACCAUGUAAUGAAGUGUGUGUAUGGGGGGGGUAGGGCAUGGGAAAUGUUUUAUGAAAAAAAUAAAUUAUAAGCAUAACACUAUGACGUAACAUUUAAGGAGUUUCUU
Messenger RNA from Vombatus ursinus (common wombat), 6809 nucleotides. RefSeq names its product T-box 20 (gene TBX20). Gene Ontology annotation, cellular component: nucleus. Gene Ontology annotation, biological process: positive regulation of DNA-templated transcription; vasculogenesis; regulation of transcription by RNA polymerase II. The record is from RefSeq and is a predicted model, not a curated record. The coding region runs from base 337 to 1698 and encodes 453 amino acids. The transcript is spliced from 8 exons. Gene Ontology annotation, molecular function: RNA polymerase II cis-regulatory region sequence-specific DNA binding; DNA-binding transcription factor activity, RNA polymerase II-specific. NCBI's taxonomy places the organism in Eukaryota, Metazoa, Chordata, Mammalia, Diprotodontia, Vombatidae.